Acipenser ruthenus (sterlet) is the source of this 3762-nucleotide messenger RNA. Its product is annotated as gamma-aminobutyric acid receptor-associated protein-like. Lineage: Eukaryota; Metazoa; Chordata; Actinopteri; Acipenseriformes; Acipenseridae. Gene Ontology annotation, biological process: autophagosome assembly; autophagy of mitochondrion; cellular response to nitrogen starvation. Gene Ontology annotation, molecular function: GABA receptor binding; ubiquitin protein ligase binding. Bases 1734 to 2084 code for a protein of 116 amino acids. Gene Ontology annotation, cellular component: autophagosome membrane; cytosol; autophagosome. The record is from RefSeq and is a predicted model, not a curated record. The transcript has 6 exons.
GUAAGGCAUGCAUGCAGUGAUGCAUUCAGACGUACACACUUGCGAUAAGCCCUCCCGGUAAAAAAACAAAACAAAAAACAAACAAACUAAAAAAAAUGUAUAUACAUCAAAAAGACAGUCACGCUCAGAAAACCAGCGCUUCAAUUAAUAUUAAUCUUUCGUUGCCAAAGAAAAAACGGCUAUCAAGACAGUUACAUAUGCAGAGACCUUUAAAUGUUGUGACUAGUUCAGCAAAUCUGUAGUAGGCAUUAUUAUUUAUUUAUUUAUUUAUUUAUUUAUUUCUUAGCAGACGCCCUUAUCCCGGGCGACUUAGAGUCGUAAACAAAUACAUUUCAAGAAUCACAGUACAAGUAUUAAUUAAGAGCAAGAUAAACUAGAUGGUAACUUUACAAGUAAAGUUGUGGUGCUUGCUUUAUUGGGAAAGAGGUCAAAGUAUCUGAUUUGUGUCAAAAGUUACAUCGUUUGCAGUAAAUAGAAUGUUGGAAGUCUGGGAGUUUUUAAACAAUGGGGAGCUUUAGAAUGUUGAAAAAAGCGAAUGAAGAUGGACAAAAAAGGACAAAAAGCUUAAUAGUUUAAAAAUUAUAAAAAUAUAUCAAAAAGUUGUAUACAAGCACACUAUUCCAGACCGGUCUACACGUUUUAAAGUUUGAACGGCAUUUCUAGCUUAAAUGGUGUAAGAGGAGUAGCGUGCCAAAGAAGAAGAAGAAGAAGAAGAAUGUCGAAGAUUUAAAGUGGGGACUCUUGCUUCACUAGCCCCACUAAAUACAAUGACUUCAGUUCUAGUGGCAUAGCUCGUCCUUUGAUGACGAGGUCAAUGUGCAGUACCAGACUCAGCCUUUAGAUGUGUUGUGUGAUGAAAGUAACAACACCAGCUGUGUAUGCUUUGCUGUCCUGCAAAAUCAACUACAGUGGAUCUGUUCACAAAGUAUUUGCAGCUGCCAAAUCAGCCACUUAUAGCUACAGUACAAUAAGAAUGGCAGGGGCCAAGAGAGAAUUCGAUUGUGAAGCAUGUCAUGGUGUUUUUUCUGUUUGAUGUGUUUCCUAUUUAACACUAGAAAGACCAAGGUGGUCAUUUUGACCAUUUUUGGAAUUUAAAUUUUAAUUGUGAUGCGUGUGUUUAAGAUAUGGAGCUGUGCUUUCCUGGCUUUUCCUAAAUAUAUGUACUAAUUACCACGAUAAAGAAAGAAUCGCAUAGCUGCAAAAAUUAGUGAGAUAAAAUACUGAAAUACCUAUUCUGUCCAGGAGCGGUCAAAUUGACUGAUACAAAUAACCAUGAAAUGUUGCUGUAUUGUUUGUAUUUAUCAGUCAGGAUUUACCGCCAUGUAUUGAAGUUUGAUUAUAUCAGUCUGCAUUCCUCAAGUGAGCGUCUUCUGACAUUUCUGUUUUUUUAAUGAGCCUCCUGAUAGCCCAUCAAUCAACCUUGACUGACUGUGUGAUAGUCAAAGGACCAUAUGGACAGCUGGAAAUACAAAAUCAAAAUGCAUGGCUGAAAUCGUGGUGCACACAGGAAGGCUUCACCUUUCUUGAACAUUGGAGCACUUUCUACAACAAGGACUAUCUAUACAGGUGGGACGGACUGCACUUAAACAGAAAGGGAACCAAUCUACUUGGAGAAAGGAUCCUUCAGGCGGUACAGAAGCAUUUAAACUAGAAAGGAAGGGGGGAGAAAACAAAAAAACAGAAGGGAGACCACAUCAAAACAAGGGCAACAACUCAGCUUUCUCAAGUCCAUAAUGAACUGGCAGUACAAGCGCAGCCUGCCUUUCGAGGUGCGGAGAGCAGAGGGGGAGAAAAUACGAGCCAAGUACCCGGACAAAAUCCCAGUCAUAGUGGAAAAGGCACCUAAAUCUCGUGUUGCAGAACUGGAUAAAAAGAAGUACUUGGUGCCUUCCGAUUUAACAGUGGGUCAGUUCUGUUUCCUGAUUCGGAAGAUGAUAGAGCUGCAAGCUGAAGAGGCUCUCUUCUUCUUUGUCAAUAAUGUGCUGCCUCCCUCCAGCGCUACCAUGGGACAAGUGUAUGAGGAACACCACGAGGAAGACUUCUUCCUGUACCUUGCCUACAGCAAUGAGAGUGUGUAUGGCUAGAGGGACAGAAGACAAGGACAAGGAGAGAGACAGGGAGAGAGGCAGAGAGAAUGUGAUGUAACACACAGAUGUGUGCCCAGUAAAGAUAAUUAGGAAAUGAAAAUCUGCAUGAACAAAGUCCAUUACUCCAUAUUGCUGGUACUCUCAGUAUAGUACAGUACAGUUCUCCCAUUAUUCAGCAAUAUUUUAUGACAACAAGGUUGGAAACUCACACUAACCCUGCACCCAAUCCUGGGAGGUUUGCUGUGAAAGCAUUUGUAAACUGAAAAAGUGCUGCUGCCAAUUAUUUUACACAGUAUACAGGAAGCCAGCAGUGUCAGGGGGCAGCAGUCUAAAAGGCCCCACCUUUCUUUCAGUUUUAACCUCAUGCUUUAGGAACAAUGGGGACCUUUUUGACUGCUGCACCCUGACACUGCUGGUAAAGUCUUUGCUUUAUUGAUCAAACAUUGAUUAGCUGAAAAUGGAAGUUUAAAAAAAUAUAUUUUGCUGGGAAAAAAAUGUAUUUAGGACUUUGUGAAAUGGAACUGCGUGUCUUUCAGCUUUAUGUCCACAAUUGAGAAACCUGAUCCCAAACUCAAUACACAGUCAUAAAAACGUUCUGUCCUGUACAUAGGGCUAUGCUCGUGUGACCACACUAUGUAAAACACUACUCGGCAUGUCUAUAUAAAGUUCAGAUCUAAAGGCAUUGCCUGCUGUGCGCUGGACAGAGCCUGGUAGAACUACAGAAAUUAUCAAGCAUGUCAAUGGAAAGUUCUUAUAUAAAGGCUGCUGGCUUGAGUCUCGCUGUGCUUUUCCUAUGUACAGUAAGAUGCUGGCAUGACCAAAACACUAAAACUACAGCAACUACCCACAUGUUAAGUUAUACAAACACAUAAUUAGAGGAUUUAAAAAUAAUUGGGAGUUAAACCUGAUUUCACUGGACCUGACAGAUCUCUUUAUUAAUGAUGUGAAGCUAUCAAAAAUCAAGUAUAUUUCCUUAAAAAAUGAUCAUAAUAUAUAAAAAUGGAAAAGCUGAUUGGAUGGCAGUAUUUAUUUGUUAAAGAAGUGCUAACCAAUGUUUUAUUAUGCUGAAAAUCUUUUUUUUUCUGUUAAUUCAGGAAAAGCAGAUCCUUCAAAAACAACGGUCUGUAGCAAACUGCUGCAUCCUGGUACAUUUGCUGUAGUUUGCAUGUCUUGAUUGCAGCGAGCCCAUUGGUUUGUUUUCACUACAACACUUGGGAAGUGAUCCUGUACCAGGAAAUAGCAGCAACUUUGCAUCUAUCACGUUGUCUUUGAGAUCUGUCUGAUCCAAAUUGAAGUAUAAAAGGCAAGCAAAGAACCGUGAGAUCUUCUACAGAAGAAAGGGGGUGUUAGUGAUAAUGUUGCCAGUGCUAAUAGAAGAUUUGGUAAUAAAAGGUCAGAUAUUUGAUUUUAAAGAGGCUGUGUUUAGCACUCCUUUAAAUGAAACGUCACCUUGUUUUUUGAUAUAUUUUUCUCCCAGUGGAAAAGUGAAUUAAGCACUCUUCUGUCUCUCUCUCUCUGGCAAGUUCAAGUUCAAAUGCUUUAUUGGCAUGACAAGCGCUUUUCUGUCUCUGUCUCCUGCAUUUUCAAGAAUUCAGUUUCACACUGAAACUCAAGCUGUUUACUUGGGUGGGUUUUUUUGUUUGUUUGUUUUUUGUAAAACGUUAAUAAAAAAAAA